CCUCCCUUCCCCCUCCCCUAGCCUCUCAGGGUGUGGGGCAGGCGGGCGGGCGCUGCGGCGGCCGCGGCUGCUGCUUCCUCGGGCCAUUUUGCUGAGGAGCGACGGGGAAGAGAAGCAGCCGAAGAGCAUCAAGGAGAGGCGCGGCGAGUCGUAGGAGGCACGGCCCGCGGGCACCAGGCUUCCCUCGGCCGCGAGGAUCUCGGGAGGCGAAGGGAUCGCCGGGGAGGGGGACUGGAGGAGCCGCGCCCGCCGCGCGGAGCGCCCCUUCCCGCCCCCUGCACCAUGAGCUGGGGCACCGAGCUCUGGGAUCAGUUUGACAAUCUAGAAAAACACACACAGUGGGGAAUUGAUAUUCUUGAGAAAUACAUCAAAUUUGUCAAGGAAAGGACAGAGAUUGAACUCAACUAUGCAAAGCAACUCAGGAAUCUUUCGAAGAAAUACCAACCUAAAAAGAACUCAAAGGAGGAAGAAGAAUACAAGUAUACAUCAUGUAAAGCUUUCCUUUCCACCCUGAACGAAAUGAACGAUUACGCUGGACAGCAUGAAGUCAUCUCUGAGAACAUGACCUCACAGAUCACUGUGGAGUUAGCACGCUAUGUGCAAGAACUGAAGCAGGAGAGAAAAUCGCACUUUCACGAAGGACGUAAGGCACAGCAGCACAUAGAGACGUGCUGGAAACAACUUGAGUCGAGUAAAAGACGAUUUGAGCGGGAUUGCAAAGAAGCAGACAGAGCGCAGCAGUACUUCGAGAAAAUGGAUGCAGACAUAAAUGUUACAAAAGCAGAUGUUGAAAAGGCACGACAACAAGCUCAAAUACGUCACCAAAUGGCAGAGGACAGCAAAGCAGAUUACUCAUCAAUUCUUCAGAAAUUCAACCAUGAGCAGCAUGAAUAUUAUCAUACUCACACACCCAACAUCUUUCAGAAAAUACAAGAGAUGGAGGAAAGGAGGAUAGUAAGAAUUGGAGAAUCAAUGAAGACAUAUGCUGAGGUUGAUCGGCAGGUGAUACCAAUUAUUGGGAAAUGCUUGGAUGGAAUAGUAAAGGCAGCUGAAUCAAUUGAUCAGAAAAAUGAUUCGCAGCUGGUGGUAGAAGCUUAUAAAUCAGGGUUUGAGCCUCCUGGAGAUAUUGAAUUUGAGGACUACACUCAGCCAAUGAAGCGUACCGUGUCAGACAACAGCCUUUCCAAUUCCAAAGGAGAAGGCAAAUCAGAGCUCAAAUUUGGUGGCAAAUCCAAAGGAAAGUUAUGGCCGUUCAUCAAAAAAAAUAAGCUUAUGUCCCUUUUAACAUCCCCCCAUCAGCCUCCCCCUCCUCCCCCUGCCUCUGCCUCACCCUCUGCUGUUCCCAACGGCCCCCAGUCUCCCAAGCAGCAAAAGGAACCCCUCUCCCAUCGCUUCAACGAGUUCAUGACUUCCAAACCCAAAAUCCACUGCUUCAGGAGCCUAAAGCGUGGGACUCAGUCUUUCUGUUUACACAAAGAACUCAUGAAGAGGACAAUAGGGAAACCCACGUAUGCCUUUGAGGCUAGGGACUAUGUUCUUUCUCUCAAGCUGGGUGCAACACCAGAGGAUUUCAGCAACCUUCCACCUGAACAGAGAAGGAAAAAGCUACAACAGAAAGUCGAUGAAUUAAAUAAAGAAAUCCAAAAGGAGAUGGAUCAAAGAGAAGCCAUAACGAAAAUGAAAGAUGUCUACCUAAAGAAUCCUCAAAUGGGAGACCCAGCUAGUUUGGAUCACAAAUUAAUAGAAGUUGGCCAAAAUAUAGAAAAAUUGCGACAAGAGACCCAGAAAUUUGAGGCCUGGCUGGCUGAGGUUGAAGGCAGGCUCCCAGUGCGAGGUGAACAGGCCCGUCGGCAGAGUGGAUUGUAUGAUACCCAAAACCCACCAUCAGUCACUAACUGUGCACAAGACCGAGAAAGCAGCCCGGAUGGCAGUUACACAGAGGAGCAGAGUCAGGAGAGUGAGGUGAAGGUGCUAGCCACAGAUUUCGACGAUGAAUUUGAUGACGAGGAACCCCUUCCUGCCAUAGGGACUUGUAAAGCUCUCUACACGUUUGAAGGUCAGAAUGAAGGAACCAUUUCAGUGGCUGAAGGAGAAACACUGUAUGUUAUAGAGGAAGACAAAGGGGAUGGGUGGACCCGCAUUCGGAGAAAUGAAGAUGAAGAGGGUUAUGUCCCCACUUCAUACGUCGAAGUCUGUUUGGACAAAAAUGCCAAAGGUGCUAAGACUUAUAUUUAAUAUCACUUAAAAAAAACUUUUAAAAAAAUUGGAAUUGUUUGCCCUCACAACUGUGACUGUUACAGGCAGUUCUUCAAAAGACUGGAUGGAGAGCACCACAGCCCAUGCUUUCAUGCAGCCACGCAGUGGACUUUUAAACCUUGUAUACCUGAAUUUCCUUGGCUAGUUUCACUUGCUGAGAUGAUGUUUUAUAUGGAAAGCUGACAACUGUCAAUUUAAAACUGUGUCAUUUGAAAUCUGAUAAGCAUUCCUUCUUUUGGCAGCAUCUUUAGAUAACGAUGACAAAAAAAAAAGUUGCCUUCUAGCUUUAAAUCAAUAUUUCUGAAUUAAAAAGUCCACAGACAUCACGGAGAUGCAGAAGACAUCAGCUCUCUUAUUUAUACCUAGUGUCCACCAUAAAUUGAACUACAGUAGAAUGUUACAUUUUAUAACUUAAUAAAUUGAACUCUGCUAGUUUAUUAAAUCUUACAAUUAUUCACUUUAGAAGAAAUCAUAAAAUAAAAUCUCCCCUGUUGAGUAAAGAAGUAAAUCAGAAAAUCCUGUCAUUGGUACUAAAAAUGUGUAGUGUUUUUACUUAGUUUAUCUUGAUUAUUCUAUUAUGUCUUUAUGAUCCCAAGCAGCCAAUUGAACUCUGGAACAAAGUCUGGUCAAUUCACCAGUGGAUUUUUACAUAUGAUACCACUGAUCUUACUUGCCAAAUUGAUACAGUUGAUCAGAAGUGUUAAUGCUGUUUAGAUGAGCUUACAUAAAAACAGUGCAUGUCUACGCCUCAAUUCUCAUUUAUUUUCUGACACUUGGUUCGUUUCUGCUGGAAGUUUUGUGGCAAGUGGAGCGCUAGCAGCUCACACUCCCCCAGGUGGAGCUAUAAAUAGAAGGCAGCGCAGGGGCAACUGCUUCCACACAGAGGUAGAUCUCAGCUCAUGGCUUUUCAAAGGGGGGGGGGGGGGGUGCGUAGUUGAUGGUAUCUAAGGGUUUCAAUUUACUGGGAAUUGUUUUAAGCAGCAGACAUAAUGUUCAUUUUAGAAAAUUAUAUGAUUAACUUUAGCCAGAAUAAAAUAAAAUUCCUCACUCUCUUUUAAGAAAUCUGGGCCACAUAGGAAUUUGCAUUUUUAAACUGGCACUGAAGGAGGAGGAUAGAUAAUGAAAUUGGUUGCAUGUGCAGACAGGUGCCAUGCACAGUGUUAAUUGUGCCCAGUGAUGGGAAUCUGACCUGGAUUACAGCAAACCAGCUGUAAAUGGGUCAGAAUGAAGGCGUUGGGUUGAGAGUUUUCUUUUUGUUUGACUUGGGAAAUUAUUUAUUCAUGUCCUUCUAACUUUUAAAUAGGAAAAUUAUCUUCUUGCCUCUACAUUAUGGGCUCGUUUUGUAAGCUCAAGUCAAUUUACAGCUGAUUUUUAAAGCAACAGCUGCACAUCAGGGGACUAGAAACAGGUUGUGUUGGGUGGUCUAUGUUUGAAGAUUCUAGCAGAGUUAGCUUAAAUGUCACAAGGGCUACCAAAAUGGAAUUUUGUGACCUUUACUUAAUGACAGUAUGAUUAAAAAUAUAUAUAUGGAGAGAAAUUGUCAGGAAAUUAUAAAUAUGGUACACAGAGGUCCUGUGUGUACUUCCAUAGUUUCCCCCAAUGGAUACAGAUUACAAAAUUAUAAUAUAAAAUCAAAUCCAGUAAAUUGAUGUUGACCAGCCUGAUUUUUAAAAUAUAUGUUAAUUGUGUAAUUAAAAUUUAUUUUAAAAGAUUACUGACAUAAUAUCAAUAUGGCCAUUCAACCUGACCCCAGAUCUUUUCUGGGAAAUUGUUUCAGUUCUCCAUUUUUUAGGAUUGCAGCAAGAAAACGAGCUGGCCCUUAAACCACAGGGAUUUGUUUUAACAAGCAGUAGGCAGUUACCAAGCUUUAGGCAUGGUAACCUAGCGAAUGGGGGACCCAAGAUAUUAAAAUCUGAUUAAAAUCUUCCUAUCUGAUGACAAACUCAUUUCCAAACAGUUACUACUAAACACUUGAAAGGUCUAAAAUGGAGCAAGACAGCAUUGACCUUUUUAAAAGCCUGCCUUGAAGUUGUUUCAUAUUUUUUUCUUUAGAGUUGUGCAAAUUUGAUUUAGAAAAUAACAGAUGGUUGCAUGGGAUGGGGGGGAUGGUUUGGCACAUACGUUAUGAUCAUUAUUUUAAGUUGUAGGCAUCAGCACCUAUAACAGGUGAAUAGAUGUGAUAUUCACUAAACAGUUGCAUUUUGUAGUUCCAGUUCCUCUAGUCAAUGAGUGAAGUAUUGUAAAAAGUACUGUAACAAUUCCCCAAAUAUCAGGAAUUUCCAUUUCCACUCAAAUUAUGCUUUGUUUUCUUCCAGCAAUUCUCUGUUAAAAUAAAAGAAGCAAAGCCUCAACUUGUUGAUAAAGUUUCCUUCCUUUAUUUUAGAGCUACACUUGCAGGUUUAUAAUGUAUAUGUAGAAGCCAUUCCUCCCUGCCUUGUUAAUAAAUCUAUCAAACCUCACCCCAAAGAACACUUGCCUUAAGCCCUCCUAUCCACAUGGCCUUGCCCAAGCAAGGCUGCUGCUUUCUGAAGCCCAUCACUCAGAGCAGUUGUUUUAUUUUUAAUAAUGCCAGUGCACUUUGUGUGUGUGUGGUGUCUGAGAUGUGAUUAUUUAAAAAUUGCCAAAAUAUUUAGACUAACUUUCCACUGGUCAGCUGGAUUGUGACUUUCUUCUGUGGUUUUGUUUUUAUUUUUUAAAUUGCUUUUUUUCUGUUAAAUAUUUCCAUAAUUCCCCCACAGAAUAUAUUUGUAUAUACUGCAAUUUAAAAGCUAAAAGGAUUACUUGAAUUCAUUGUUUUAACAUUUUACUCUUUUAUCUGUUUGUUUUAUUGGCUAUUUUGCUGCUUAAUGACGUUUUUGUUUUUAUAACUGCUGGGGAAGCCACAAGGACUGUUACUCCUAGCUAGGUUCCCUGCUGGCUGCUCCACACUUGACUUUAUUUAGACACUUGGUUCUGAGUAAGUUUUGUCUGAAUACGGCCAAUGUGAUUGUUUCUUUCUAUUCUUAUUCUAAAAGAAAAGAGUCUGUCUUGCAUCUGUUAGUUGUACCCUUGCAUCUGCCUAAUAAACGUUAUAUUUUUCUCAU
Choloepus didactylus (southern two-toed sloth) is the source of this 5339-nucleotide messenger RNA. It is a transcript of the gene FNBP1, whose product is annotated as formin binding protein 1. Gene Ontology annotation, molecular function: protein binding. NCBI's taxonomy places the organism in Eukaryota, Metazoa, Chordata, Mammalia, Pilosa, Megalonychidae. The transcript is spliced from 17 exons. Gene Ontology annotation, biological process: endocytosis; signal transduction. The coding region runs from base 283 to 2235 and encodes 650 amino acids. The record is from RefSeq and is a predicted model, not a curated record.